UAUAGUUGUUACAUGUUAAAAUGACAUUUAUUAAGAAAUGUAUUUUGAGUUUAUGACUUCGCACCUCUGAUAUUUUGUUCUCAUUCUGUUUACACUGAUGUACACUAACGGUGUAAGUGAGACUUUAGCUUUGAGUGACUAGUAUUCGAGCUAGUAGCUAAUUUAUUAGCACGUGACAGAUAUAAGCUGGUCACACCUUGUUACAGCACCGUCUACUGACUCAUUCCUGCCCGCUGUUGCUUAUUUUGCUGUGGAUUCCGGAACAGCACACUUCCUGAUCGAGGUUAAAAGUCGCGUUUUUAGUACGUUUCACGUUGAGUAUUGUCUUGAUAAACAUGACAUUCAGAACAUCAUAAGAUAUUUUGGCACAGGCCGGCAAAGCUCGUCAUAAUCUUGGAUAUUUGAUUGUGGAGAGGUAGAGUUUAAGGAUGACCGAUCCAAACAAACCUCAGCGCAAGCUGUCCAGAUCUGGAGACAGCUUAUACAAGACACUGGGCUUGCAAAAAGGAGCUUCCUCUGAGGACAUUAAAAAAGCUUAUAGAAAACUUGCACUCCGGUAUCACCCGGACAAGAACCCAGAGAACCCAGAGGCUGCUGAAAAGUUUAAAGAGAUCAACAGCGCUAACUCCAUUCUUAAUGAUGAGAACAAACGUCAGAUCUACGAUGAAUAUGGCUCCAUGGGCCUUUAUGUUGCUGACCAGUUCGGAGAAGAUAGUGUUAAAUACUACUUCCUCAUGUCAAAGUGUUGGUUCAAGACACUUUUUUUCUGUGCCAUAAUAUUCACUGGCUGCUGCUGCUGCUGCUGCUGCUGCUUCUGCUGUGGGAAGUGUGGAUCAAAAGAGGAAGAUGAGCAUUAUUUCUAUAUGGAUCCCGAGGACCUUGAAGCCCAAGUUUUUGAAGAGCAAAACAAAGGGAAUCAAACUGUUAUCAUCGGACAGCCAGUUCCCUCUGCAGCGUCUGAAGGUUCACCACAAGGUCCAGUGACUGUAGGCAUGCCUAUUUCUAGCCCAGACACCAUGAACCAUUAAGGUGGAGACACAGCCAUAAACAUACAGCCAGCUGUCUACAGACCAUCAGUCUUUUGCCUUUAAAGAUAGAACUUGGGAUCAAAAGAGGAUUGCCAUGUCUCUGUACUUGGCCCAUUUCCAGUAAGGGGAAAGUUAAAAUCCAGUGCAGCACUUGAGGAAAUUUUCGCUGAUAGUCAGGGGCUGUACAUAGUCUGUGGAGUAAAAUUGGUUCAUCUUGAUUCAGAAUGUAUUGUUUACACUUAAUGUACCUUUGUCUUCUGUACUUUUAAUGUGGUGUCAGGUUCUUUCUUAUAUUUUGUUAUUUAUAUUUAGUGAAAUCUUUUAAAUUGACAGUAGCUAAUUUGAUUUUGACUGGGCUUCUCUAACCCAGGAGAAAUAUGCUGGUAUUCAUAUGGUACAAUAGAUGGAAAAAGCUUGCAAUUAUGUAACUUCUUUAGUAGCACCCAAUACUAGUAAAAAAAUUUUUGUCUGUCUUAAUUAACAAAUUUAAAUGGCAACAUAUUUUAGUUGAAAUGACUGCAGCCCUGACACUUUCAUAUUCAAGUUGAUAAUAUUGAAAUAUUUUCAAUAUUUAAUAUGGACUUCAAACACUUUAAAUGCAGCAGAGAUUGGACUAUGUUAUGGUGUUAGAACAUUUGAAGUGGCAAAACUCUGCUUUGAGAAUGUACUAUGAUUUAAAAAAUAUAUAUAUCUCUUCAUGUACAUAUGAGUCAUCGCCUCAGAAUAGAUGGUGUGUAUGCAGGCUCUGAAUGGAAAUCAUUCCACCCCACAACCCAUUCCCAAAGAAAAAUGAAAUAAUAAUUUGAAAUUUGUCUGGACUGGUAUUUAAUAGUUUUGUGAGUAUUUUAUUCAACGCAAUCAUAGAUUACUCAGGUAUUUUGUGCUUCUGGGAUCUCACUAAACUAUUUUACUUUGACUGUUUGAAAAAUGUGAAUGACAUAAUUGUAAUGAGUCAUCUGAUACUUUGUUUAUAUUAGUGUAAUGCACAAUCAAUACAGUACAAUACUUCAGAUGUUUGUGCAUUAUAAAAAGUUUGUAUUUGAAAAGUGGAGGUGUAUGAAGUGAUAUAAAUGGAAUAAAUUAUGUUUUUGAUUGCCA
Messenger RNA from Ictalurus furcatus (blue catfish), 2126 nucleotides. RefSeq names its product DnaJ (Hsp40) homolog, subfamily C, member 5 gamma b (gene dnajc5gb). The coding region runs from base 429 to 1028 and encodes 199 amino acids. The transcript has 7 exons. The record is from RefSeq and is a predicted model, not a curated record. NCBI's taxonomy places the organism in Eukaryota, Metazoa, Chordata, Actinopteri, Siluriformes, Ictaluridae.